Molecule: messenger RNA, 820 nt
Organism: Ilyonectria robusta
Lineage: Eukaryota; Fungi; Ascomycota; Sordariomycetes; Hypocreales; Nectriaceae
Exons: 1
Source: RefSeq, a predicted model, not a curated record
GGCUGUUCAGUGCUUCUUGGUGGAGCAGCAAGCGGACAUUGAUGUACUAACUAGUCAUUAUGCAUCCGCCACGCACUUCUGAUACUGCCACUACAAACCUCAUUCAAAUGCUUCCGUAUUCUGCCACCAUCGACAGCUUCACCUCAUCAACACCAUGUCUAAGCGCCCAGUGUCUGGCACCGACGACGUCAGGCAGCCCAAGAAGCAGCAACAAGAAGAGAUUGAGGUUGACGUCUGAUCGCUGGGUCUUCUUUGUCCCUCUCGGUGCCGCUUUCAUAUUGAGACAAAGGCGUGAAAGUACUUGUGGUUCUCUAGAAAAGCAUUCUGACUCUCCCUCGUCGUCAACAUUUAUGUUCUAAACCGUAGGCGUUGAAGUAAUAGAUACUGCUGAGACUUCUUGAGGUGAGUAUUCUAAUCCCCUCCUAUCAUCAAUGUAGAUGCACUUCGGUGCUUUCGUAUUAUCAGAAUGACCAUCGUCCCCGGAAGCGCUUCGUUUCCUUGAGGUCGAAGGGCUGGCAUCGUCGUUGGGUGGUGCCGAUCUAUUUCCUUGGGAAGCUUGGGCUGCGGGCAAUAGCAUUUGUGUCGUUCCUUUGCAAUUCACUUCGCGCGUGCAACUCUGGUGGCGCGCCUCAAAUUUGGUUUGGUGGUUCUGCGUUCGCGCAGCUUUGCCCACUCAAAAUUUACUGCGAGGGUUGAAGCGUGUGCAAGUUUGCGUGAGCAACAAUCUGCCUACGCAGAUUUGAGUGGGCGAUCAAUUUCGUACGCUGAAAAUCGUACGCGGAUUUGUGCUGAGGCUAGCACCACUUGCUCCAGAACAAAU